CAUCCAUCCCAGCUGGCGCGGCCAUGCUGGGCCAUGCUGAGCCAUGCGGUAGAUGGUCUGGCCUUGGAUCCAAAGCAAGGGACGAAGGUGCUGAAGCGCCUGGCCUGUGAUGUCUCGGCAGUCUCGCUGCUGCGGCAGCUGAGGGAUGGGCAGAUGGAGCUGGACCUGAUCCAUUUCUCGGCCCUCAGCGCACGUUUGCCAUCGCACCAGUGGCCCCAAGCGCUAUGGCUGCGCUACUGGGCUGCAGCCAAUGUGGAAGGUGAGCCGAUGCAGCACCUGAUCUUCGACACCGCCGUGAUGCGCGUCUCGCGCUGGCCGGUGGCACUGGAGCUGUUGCGGCGCCGUGGAGUCCGUGGAGCCGAUGUGGUGGCGCUGAACAGUGUAUUGGCGGGUGCGGCCUGGGCCACUGCCUUGAGCCUUCUGAGCUAUGGUGCGCGGCGCCGGCUGGGUGAUGCGGUGUCCAAGAACAGUGCUGCGCAGCGGAUGAGUGACCAUGGUGCCUGGCGAAGAGUCUUGCGUCUAGUGGGAGGUCAGAUGGAUCUGGUGUCUUUCACUUGUUGUCUUGGUGCGGUGGCAACCGUCAAGCGUUGGGCUAAAGCAGUCCGGUUGCUAGGUCACAUGGAGACCGAUGGUCCACGUCCCAACGACAUCAGUUUCAACGCUGCCGUGGCGGCCAUGGAAGGGUGGCAGAGAGCAAAUCAGCUGCUGUGUGCAGCAUGGCGGAGAGGGUUUCAAAGAGCUCCAUGGCGGAUGACAAAUAACAUCGUGGGAUACACUUCGAUCCUUUCUGCCUCCGCGAAACGAUGGCGGGAGGCAUUGCAGAGAUGGUACAGCAUGGCCGAGGUGGGGCUAAGGCCCAACGAGAUGUCUUUCACGGGGCUGCUGAGUGCCAUAGACUUUGCCCAGCAAUGGCCCUUAGCCCUGCGGCUCUGGGGCAGGCAUCUGUGGCUUCGCAGCCCGGUGGCGUUGAACGCUGCACUGAGCGCUGUCGCUCGCGGGGAACGAAGGAUCUGGCCAAGGGCCUUGCAAAUGCUGAAUGACAGCGGUGAUUGGCAGAUUCGUGUGGAUGCCUUGGGGCAUCAAAACCUACUGCUUGGCCUUGGCUCUUCCCUCAGCUGGCGCUUGGCGCUGCAGCUCUUGGCGAAAACGCCAGAGAGGGGGUUACCAGGUGCCAUGAAAGCUCUUUGCUCCGCCUGGCUUUGGGAGAAAGCUUUGCACCUGCUCUGCAGAAUGGACGAGCUUCGUGAAAGGCCAGAAGCGACCAGUUUCGCCUCCGUCCUCCACGCCGCUCUGGAGACUUGCGCCGGCCCCGCGGUGCUGGCCUUGGUGCAACGCUUGGAGCGCGAAAGCUGCGAGCGCUGCGAAGCGUCCGAAAAAGUGGGCACAGGUGGUGGGAUGGAGGCCGACGUCGAUGUGUCGCGGAAAAUCGUGAAGCUCUUGAGUUCUUUGGGCAAGGCGAAGCGCGCAGAUGUGGCUCUGCAGCUGUGGGAGGAGCGGAUCCAACUGGAUCAACUGGGGCCAUGGUCCGACUCGGGGACAGUCGGCUUUCGACCCGACUACCUGACUACCUGGCCAUUGGCCAUUGAAAAUCUCCAGCUGUUCCCAUGGGUCCUGGGAUUUCAUGGGGAAAAAUAG
Cladocopium goreaui is the source of this 1635-nucleotide messenger RNA. The record is from the annotation of a GenBank genome assembly. Lineage: Eukaryota; Dinophyceae; Suessiales; Symbiodiniaceae.